AUGCAUAUUUGCGCUCUAAGUGGCUCGAAGAGCUCCUUGUCUCAAGAAGAUCGAGACUUUCCAGAGAAGUUUAAAAAGUAAUCUCAUCCAAGUUAUCAGACAGUAAAAUCGAAAAAUAAUAGUAAAAAACUUUAAUUUCCGAGUUUUGUGAACAAAAUUUUGUCGCCCAAAAACUGAAAAUGUUCAUGAAUCAACUGAAAUUUUUCAGGAUGACUCGAAAUAUGAUUUAGCUCAAACAAAUAAGAUCAAAGAUUAGGCGCCAGAUGGACUCGAUCAAUCUUAAAGUGGACACACUGUGAAAAAUACAUGAACUGCACAAAAAAAACUCAAACCUUUUCGAAGACUGCGUUUUUUUUAAAAAUCAAAUCAAAAUGUUUUAUUUCUCACACACAAGUACUAAAAUUCACGAAAUAGAUAUAGGGAGAAUUUGGGAACAUAUGUUUUGCAAUGAUUUUUGCGACGCCGCUGUCCUCCUCUUGAACUAUUUACUUCGUUUAUGAGUAUGUACAAUAAAGGUUGGAGAAGAUUAUAUUUGUGAAAAAUAUUUGAAUAUAUUUGAUAAGAUUCAAAUAUAUUUGAUAAGAAACAAAACUUUAUCCUAUUGACUUUUUUUGACCUACCGUAACAAUGAUCAAAUUUGUGCUCUAUCGCAAUACGAAAAACUACAAAAGGGAAAUUUUACAGAAUUAUAUUUUUUUCAACGUUGGUUCAUGAUUUUUUAUUCAUUUUCAAUAUUUCUUUUUUUUUUUGAAAGUCACGUUCAAGAGUGUUAUAGUCUGUUCAGUUUUAAAUCUCAACUAGAUAACUCCGCCCCUGCUGGCACACUCUCUUUCCGCGUCGAUGUUUUAUCGCGUGAGACGAUUUUCGAUCUUUUUUGAUCAAAAAUAUAGAAAAAUAAGUCAAAAAAAUGCAGCAAUGUUAAAGGUUCAUCGUCUUCUGGAGAUGGAACAUUGACACGAAAGAUAUUGUAGCCUUGAACGCGGAGUUAGCUACUUGACUUUCAGAAUCUGAACAGACUAUAGGAGUUAGGGCAGCCGGUUAAAAUCACGCCGUUUGUUUCAGAGCCACAAAUUAUUUUUUUAUCUUACCGUGUUUUGCGAUUUUUUCAAGAUGUGUUACGCGUGAGAAGAUCACGUUUUAAAAUAACAGCAGAACAACAGUUACCGUAAGCACAGCCUUUUUUGCACUCUUGCUAUACAACUCGUAAAAAAUACAGCAAAAACAAAGGCCUUGAAGCGAAAUUAGGUCAAAUUUUGGUCCACUUUGGUAUACAGUCUACUUUUGUAGAAAAAAAAAUCUGGCGUGAAAUCGCCUAUAGAACCAAUAUGUUAAAGUAGUCAGAUUAAUCACGCCUCGCGAACUCAUGCGCCUAUCGAGCUCGAUAAUUGCAUGAGUUUUCACUUUGUGACAAAAAAUAUCUAAAAUACUGUGUUAAGAUCAUUUUGGACAUCCGUUUGUUUUAAAGUUGAAAAAAUUAGGUUCAAAGUGUGUUGAACUCCGCAAAAAAAAAAAAAUUAAAAAAUACACUCUGAUUUCUUUAACCUUAGGUUUUGGAGCCUAUGAUUUUGUACAAGGAAGUAAUAAGUUUUUUUAAAAUUUAAUUUUCAUUUUAUAUUCUUCAGAAGACUUUUCAAGAUGGGCGACGACUUCGAAGGUCCUAGGAAAAAACUUCGUAUCGAAGUAUUUUCUAUAUUGAUGUCUCACCUUUCCGGAUUAACAUCGAGAAAGCUUUACGGAGCAUACAUGUAAGGGUCCUUGAGUAUUUUAGUUUACUUCAUGAAAUUUUUAGAAGUGACCUUGAUUCUCCUCCAAACUACAAAAAGGCCGGCUUCUCAUCUUUUGAGGAGUUUCUCGAGUAUUGCUGCCAAGCUCGUCAAAUGCGUAGGGCGGUCAUAGAUGGACAGUGGACGUAUUUUGCCGAGUAUGAUCAAUUUUUUAAACAAAGUUGGAAUAUACUUGUUUGCAGUAGUUAAAAUAAGAAUGAUAUAGUAGUCAAUACAGAAAUAUCACGUUUUAUUUUCAAAAAAGUCACUUUAAUUUGGGUUUUUGAGCUUCUGUUAUCAUUUCUGUUUUUUUUUUCAUCGAAUUUCGUUUUAGGAUCAAUGAAAAAUCGGCUGAUAUCCAGAAGAUGAUCAGCGGGCAAAAGAAGAAUAAGAAGCGCCGGAAGCCAAACUUUUCGACGAGUUUUGUUCAUCCCAGCUAUACCAUGAGAUCGAAAACGCCUUUUGUAAGUAUCAAAGGCCUACUGAGAAUUUUUGUUGUUUAUUGAACAGGGUAUGGUCUCGUUCAACACUGCUUCUCACAAUAGGGUGGGUUAUUGCUUUAAAAAAAUUGAGACUAUUCCCGUUAAUCGCAAAAUAUUUUUUCAUUUUUUUUGCUGUAUAUCGCCCAAUCACAUUUCAAUUUAAGCCAGGUCAUGUGUGGAAAUAUUUGCAGUCAUUUCAACCUUCAACUAACUCGCCAUAUCGGACUCCAAGUCGUAACGUAACUACAGUGAGAACCAUUGGAAGGGUCGGUACACCCGAUGGAAAGAGUUUGUUUCGGGUGCCGCCUGCCAAAAAACCGAAUCUCGAGUCUAAUCCCUUCCAAAGAACGGUCCGAAAUAUCUUCCAGCCAUCCGACCCUAAUGUAUGUUUUGAGCUUUGAAAUCAAAAACCAAGAAAAAAAUUUUUUGGAUUUUGAAAACAUCCUUUGUACCAAUUAAAAAUGACAAAAAGAUUUAAAAAAAAAGGGAAAAAAAGAUGCGCAUAAAAGAUGUACAGGGGAAAAAGUAUACGCGGUAUGAAGCCAGUCCUAACGAUUUGACAGGUAUUAGGAGAUGAUGACACAUUCACAUGUCGAGGUUUAUAGAAAGAAAUAGAAUAUGAAAGACGGAACAGAAAAUGGUCAGAUAUAAAAAUUUUACAAGUUGGUCACUGCUUCAGAAAAAUGGCGAAGGCUAAAAUACUUAUGUACGAUAGAAGAUGAUAAAAUGAAGAAACUGAUUUGGAAGUGGAAAAAGUUUUUAUCAAAUUCAAAGAAAUUUUUUUAGUUUGAUAGGAAAGAGAAAGAUUCGUUACAUUAUCCCCUAAAGUGAGCGAAUCAACCGUGAGGGGGCCAGUUGAAUUUGAUAAAUUUUUGGAAAAUAUUUGAUUUCUCACAGAACAUGUAUUUUUUCCAGCGGUACUCUACAAAAACGGUCACUUCAUCUAUGACUGGCCGUCCGAAAUUUGCUGAACCUAAAAAAGCGGCGACGCCUAGCAUCAGUACUAUCACAUCAGCUAUGUCUAUCGCGAACGUAUACGAUAAGCUCACAGAAAUGCUGAAAGACGGUCCUGUUCCGGUAAAAAAAUGUUUGCUUGAGGGAAAUAUCUUUUUCGUUUUGAGUUGGAUGAAGUUAGUGACGAGUUCGAGAAGACUUACAACCUCAAGAUCGAUCCGGUGGGAUUGUUUUGCAAGUCGUGGGAGACUCUUAUCUCGACCACUUUUAAAGGAAAGCUCGAAGUUUGCAAUAAUGUAAGAUUUUUAACUGGCCAAGAUCUUCAAUCGUGUGGACUUUCAGAAUGCUCAAUUGAAAAACUAUUCCGGAGCCCCACGCCCUAAAUUUCCAUCUCAUUCAAAAGUUCCAUCGCUUAAAAAUGAAUUGAUUGGUUUUUUUUUCUCGGUGCCAUGUUCAAAGUAAUUCCGCGAAAUUUAGAGAUAGCUUUCAGAGAGUGAAAAAGAUAACUAAAUUGCAGAGAGUUUUUUAAAUUUCGUGGAAAUCACUUUGAACACGGAAUAAACUAUUAAUUCGUUUUCAGAUAAGGUCAGCUCUCCAAUUACCACCCCAAAGAAAAGCCCCGAAAAACCGCUGCAGAAUAUUCCGGUAAUACUAUAGGGUUUAUUUUUAAUUUCGUCCUUUUUUUUUUAGGUUGAACCGGUUUUCUCUCUUCCUCCGCUCAAACCAUCUUCGUUGCAGAUUGAAGUAGGAAAAAGCAACGGUAUGUUUUUCAAUUUUCCAAUUUUAUGUUUGAUCUACUUCAUUAAAUAGGGUGUGAGGAAAAGCCUACCCUCGUAUCUGGAUCGAGGCUUCUUGAGUCUGCCACUAUUUUUUCAAAGGUUUUUUUUUAAACAGCGAAAGAAUAUUUUCUGAAAAGUUUCAGACGCCUGCGUUCACAACGUUGAAAAACUCUUUGGUUUUUGCUAAAAGCAGGAACGAGCGACAAAAUUUAGCGAACGAUCAGAAGGCGCAGGUUCAACUCCGUGAGUUUCAAAAAAAUUCAGCAGGGUCUCUUAGAGACCAUUCAUCCCUGGCUAGAAACAGUUUCCACAAAAUCAGUAUUUCUCAAAGGAAUGUUCCCAAACGGAAAAUCUCUUCAUGAAUUUCCUAAUUUUCAUGAGUAUGCUAAUAUUUUAAGCUGGAAUCGUCAUAUAAAAAUCGAAAGGGAGAAAAUUCCGAUCAUAAAUUACUUAGGCAUGCGCAGUGUAGUCAAACUAGUACAUAUUAGACUAACGAGUUGGGAAUCCAUUGAAUAUAAGUACAGCCAGUUCUGUUGCAACUUUCCAAAUCCCUGCAAACCUUCCUUUUUAGAAAGGCAUCUGGAAUCUCACAAACAGAACUAUGCCAAGGAUACUGAGGAGCGUUUGUUUGUGGUAAGUUAUUCAUAAAACCAUUUUUCAAACACGAGAGUAUAAUAAUAAACCGUUGUUACGUUAAAAGCGACUUUUUCAUUUCCACGUUUUUUUCAAAUAGCUUCUCUGAUUUUCCGAUUGAUUUUUUAAAAUUAAAUUUGAAUGGAAAUUGAUACAUUUUAACUAUUUUCUGUCAUUAUAAUCCAUCUAGAUGAAGUCCACCAUCAAAAUGAAAAAAAAAACGCGGAAUUGGAAAAACGCUCAUUUCGUAGAAUUGAUUGACCUUUAAGAUUAAUUUUAAAAAAAAAAUUGCACAGGUUGAUGAUGAAAAAGCUAAAUCGACAUCCCUGCAAGCUGUUUCAGAGUCAGUCACAUCGAAGAAGGCUGAAAAAACUUUGGUGACCUUCAAAGGGUUGUUUUGUUCAUGCUGGUUUUUUUUUCAGUAUGAAAGAUUCCACAAAGUUCCGAAGAGCGAAGCUGAAAACCCGACUACGCCUGUUUUCCGACUGCCCCCAAUGACCGCGGAAUACGCUCCCAGAAAGUCUUCCUCUAAUUCUAACUCCCCCAUCAGUAUGCAAUAAAACUAUGUUUUUUUUCUUUCAAAGUUCAUCUUUCAGCUUCCAUCCCGCAUAACUACUAUAACAUUACGGUGAGAGGAACGGAAAAUGAAACCAAGUGCAUUAUGAAGCAAGUCGAGUAUGUUGAUUUUUUCGUUUGUUUUAAUCGAUUUCGUUGAUUUAGGGAACAAAUGGGCAAGUUCUCGAUUUUGGAAAAAGAAUCCCGCGAAAUAAAAAAGCGAACCUCUCCUCAUAUGUCUGAAUCAUUGGCGUACGCCAUGGAUGCGCCUAUCGACGAAAGCGAUAUUUAG
This is a messenger RNA of Caenorhabditis auriculariae, 5458 nucleotides long. The record is from the annotation of a GenBank genome assembly. NCBI's taxonomy places the organism in Eukaryota, Metazoa, Nematoda, Chromadorea, Rhabditida, Rhabditidae.